Molecule: messenger RNA, 2989 nt
Organism: Astyanax mexicanus (Mexican tetra)
Lineage: Eukaryota; Metazoa; Chordata; Actinopteri; Characiformes; Acestrorhamphidae
Gene: tmem51a
Product: transmembrane protein 51a
Exons: 3
Coding region: 289-1065 (258 amino acids)
Source: RefSeq, a predicted model, not a curated record
UGUGUGGUUGUAAAGAGAAGCUGCUGCUGGAGCUGCAGUAUAAAGAGUUAAACUGCUCUAGUCUCAGUUCUGCUGGGUUUAUUCUGUUUCUGCUGGAGUUUUGGGUGUUUUUCUCCUUUUCUCUGCUGCUAAUCUGCGAGGAGGACUAAAGAAAAGCGAGUUUUGAGUCUACAGAAUCAGAAUGAAGAUGUACUGACCAUAGAAGUCAGUAUGCCGGCAUGUGAUUGGCUAAAAGAUGAGGAACGAGUGAGUGAAUGACUGGAUGACAUGACGGACUAAACGAGAAACAUGUCGUACAGCGGUCAGACCUCAGCCGGCUCUGGGAACACCAGCAGCUCUAACUCUGCCUCUCAGUAUGCAGCGGCGGCGCUGGGCAUGGGGAUGGUGGCCCUGGGCAUUGUGAUGGUGGUGUGGACCGCAGUGCCCGCCAGCUCGGUGGGAAACAGCUCUCGGCCAGGCUCGGGCACCAGCACUUCCAGAAGCACAUCCACAGCAGCCUUCGUGAUGCUUGGUAUUGGCGUGGCCAUGCUGAUCCUGGCACUGUGCCUGGGGUUACGCAACAAACGCCGGUCAGCCAGACAGCCGCAGAGUAACGGCGGAGCAACCGCGGACCAGAACCCGGAGGAGCAGAGCCAAUCAGAACAAGCAGAGCACUACGCUGUGCCCAGUUACGAGGAGGUGGUGGGUAAUGAACAGUAUCCAAUCAGCCAGUUCACCUCGCGGAAGGACAGCACCACCCGUCUCCCGGCCUACGAGGAGCUGAUGGAGAGGCCGCAGGGCGAGGUGGGGGGGUCGGACCCAGCAGCGGCGGAGCAGCCCACUCAGACCCAGAGCACAGCGACCGAUUCUAACCCGGCACCGGCACAACCCGCCGGAACCGGCCGGCGCAGCGGCAGAGCGGGACUCAAACUCCUCCCUCUCAAAGUGAGACGAAUCAAAUCCGAGAAACUGGGCAGGAAGACGUCCAGCACCUCCCCACCAGCCGCCGUGUCCAACAUCGAACCCCUCACCCCCCCACCACAGUACGAUGACACGCCCCCUGAGCUUCCACACGCACCAGAGUGACCGAGGAAUACACGGACUAAAAACACAACCAACAUACAGGGUUAGGACAAUGAAACUGAAACACCUGUCAUUUUAGUGUGGGAGGAUUCAUGGUUAAAUUGGAGCAGCCUGGUGUUCAAUCUUCAUUAAUUGCACAUUAUUGCACCAGUAAGAGCAGAGUGUGAAGGUUCAAUUAGCAGGGUAAGAGCACAGUUUUGCUCUAAAUAUUGCAAUGCACACAACAUUAUGGGUGACAUACCAGAGUUCAAAAGAGGACAGAUUGUUGGUGCACGUCUUGCUGGAGCAUCUGUGACCAAGACAGCAAGUCUUUGUGAUGCAUCAAGAGCCACGGUAUCCAGGGUAAUGUCAGCAUACCACCAAGAAGAACCAACCACAUCCAACAGGAUUAACUGUGGAUGCUGUAAGAGGAAGCUGUCUGAAAGGGAUGUUCGGGUGCUAACCCGGAUUGUAUCCAAAAAACAUAAAACCACAGCAGAAUUCAAUGUGCACCUCAACUCUUCUGUUUCCACCAGAACUGUCCGUCACCACAAUAAAUUAUUGUGCUCUAAAACCAGGUGUUUCAGUUUCAUUGUCCAACCCCUGUAUAUUAAUACAUUACCAGUCAAAAGUUAGUUUUUUAAGACAAAUCCUGAAUUUUCUGAACUGAUUGAUGCCUCCAGGAAACUUUUGCAAGACAGUUGAGACAGUAUGUAAAAUUCAGAUAAAAAGUGUAGCAGUGUUUCUAACAUAUACAUAGAUGUUUAUUUCACUACAGAUAGUGUUUCAUCUGAACAAUUUUAUUUAAGUUAUUAUAAAAUAUUUCAUACAUAAUUUCCUGCUUUUCUGGCCAGGACACACCUUCUCUUUCAAUGUUUUUAUUUUUUUCUUUCUUUUCCAAGUAGUAAAUUAAUACUAAAGUGAUUCAGACUAUGAAGGAACACAUAAGGAAUCAUGUAGUAACAUAAAAAGUGUUAAACAAUCCAAAUAAAUACUCUGUGAAGAAGCAUUUAGGUGCUCUUAUCUGGGGGGCUGUUAACUUGUGGUUUCUGAGGCUGGUAACUCUGAUUAACUUAUCCUGUACAACAGAGGAAACUCUUGCUCUUCUAUCCUUUCCUCGGGCGGUCCUGAUGAGUGCCAGUUUCAUCCUCAUAACAUUUUUGAUGGUCUUUUUUGCCACUACACUUUAGGAUACUUUCAAAGUUCUUGAAAUUCUUCUUUCAGAUUGAUUGACCAUCAUUUUUCUUAGUCAUUUUUUCUUUAUUUAGUUAUUUAUUAUUUCUUGCUUCUCAUAAUCUGGAUUAGAACACUACUCAAAUAUUCACUAUUCACUGUAUACCUGUAACUCUACCUCUUCACUAGUUUACUUUAACUGAUGCUCUCAAACACUUUAUUAAGAGGCAAGAAAUUCAAGGUAUUAACUCUUGACGAGUUCAGCACAGCUGUUAACUGAAAUAAUUCAAAAUAUAGAAAAUAUUCUGUUUUAACACUUCUUGUUUCCGAAAUAAUUCCAUAUUUGUUUUUCUUUAUAGUUUGGAUGACUUUAGUAUUAAUCUACAAUGCAGAAAAAAAUUUAAUAAUGAAAAAACACUGAAUUUAAGGUUCGCCCACACUUUUGACUGGUACUGUACUUCAGCUGUAGUUUCUAAAAAAAAAAAAAAUCGAACUGUAAAAAUGUACAGAAAUGAUUCAGAAUAGCUUCAUGUGAAAUGCACUGUUCUCUUGUUCUAAAUUGUUCACAUGGGUUGGUAAUAGGAAAAGGUACCUUCAAACAAUUCCACAGACAACUGUUACACAUAAUAUUCAGAUACAGUGUCAAGAAAAAGAAGUAUGUGAACCCCUUUUUAAUUUCAUGUGUUUUUUUGCAUAAAUUUGACCUAAAAUGUGAUCCAUGCUGUACUUCACAAUCUUUAUUAAUAAAAUGCUGUUAUACAGCUCUGAAAAAUGA